AUGAUAUAUCGCAGUUGUAAAGCCCCUCUGGUACUCGGCAUUUACAAGGAGGCCCAUCUUGCUAUCAGUUUCAAUAUGGCUUUCGUCUGUCUUAUUCAUGUGCGCAUUUCUCUUCGUUUAUGUUUAGACCGACAUCAAUGGACCUCAUUGCUAUGCAGACUAGGAAGCCGUUUUUAACAAUGCGAAUCUGAGUCCGAGAAUAUUCUAUUCCGCAGUUGCUGUUCCGCUUUAUAUUUUACCUCUUUCUGUCAUUGCUGUCUCGUCGGCGAUCAUUACGAGGAAGUUGAAAGACCAGAAAAUACCAUUUUGUGCAUUUCACCAUACCACAAGAGAGGCGAACUUUAAAAAACGAAAUCGCUACAUCAUGCGGUUGCUUUUGGCCAUCGUUAUACUUUUUGCAGUUUGUUGGCUUCCUGUUCAUUUGUUACACUUUUUAAUAUUUUUCUAUGAAGAAAUUUACUUGGCAUUGCCACAGUCUGUUCCGCUGUUCUUAUUUUGGGUCUCACACGCCAACAGUGCACUCGAUCCCUGCGUGGUAAUCCUUCUAAAUGGCUCGUUUCGUAAGACGUUAAUGGAUUUGAUUAGAAGUCUAAGCUGUCGCCUACGCUUCAAGUCAAACCGCGUGAAUUGCGUAAGUUAUGAGCUUUUCCAGCCAUUUGAUACAAGACUAAGACAUCAG
This is a messenger RNA of Porites lobata, 679 nucleotides long. The record is from the annotation of a GenBank genome assembly. Lineage: Eukaryota; Metazoa; Cnidaria; Anthozoa; Scleractinia; Poritidae.